AUGGAGGGUAACGGCUUGUUCAAGAAAUUAAAGCGUCCUGGCUUUCUACAAACCCGCGAAAAUCGAUCACUUCCACCAGGGUACGAUGUCGCUGUUGAAGAAUACUCUGAUGAGCAACUCGGCAUUACAGAAUCCUACGAUAGCUUGAAGUAUGAUGAGGCAUAUAGCGAGGCUAUGGACAUUGAUGGCUCGUCACAAAGCCGCGCAUCGAGAAGCCAGUCUGUUCCUGAAGCUCGCGAUCUCCCCCGCAUUGCGACUUCUCGAUUAGCCCCCAUAAAACAGGGCAGCGCUAAUAGCAUUUCCAAAUCCAAAGACCCCACGGGACUUUUUGCCAUUUCAUUACCUCGCCAUCCGGUUGUGGAUGUAAUAUUUCUCCAUGGCCUAGGAGGAUCAUGCUAUCGGUCAUGGUCAUGGGCUCAUGACAGAGCUAAUUUCUGGCCCCAAUGGCUGGUAUCGGAACCUGAGAUGAGAAAUGUUAGAGUUUGGACGUUUGGUUAUGCCGCCGCACUGGCAGGAUCGUCUACCACGAUGAAUAUUAUGGACUUUGCUAAAGAUCUGCUUUUCAAAAUGAAAUACGAGCAGCAGGAUAUCCCGAUAGGAAGCCUACCUCUUGUUUUUGUUACCCACUCAAUGGGGGGCCUCGUUGCGAAGAAGGCGUUCACGAUCGGAUUGAAUGAUAAAGCUUAUACAAAUAUUGUGUCUCAACUGAAAGCCGUAAUAUUCAUGUCUACACCACAUCGCGGAGGUAACGGAGCUGAAGCUCUUAGCCAAUUACUUCAAGUUUUCGGAAUGUCUAAGGACUAUGUUAAAGAACUCGCAUCAAACUCAACAUUUCUUCAAAGUAUCAACGAUGAAUUUACAAAUGUCAGCCAGGAUCUCCAGCUUUUCUCCUUUUACGAAACACUGAAAACGUCCGGCGUUGGUGGUAAAUCAUAUAUUGUCGACAAAGAUUCGGGCGUACUAAAUCUCCAAAAUGAGACAAGCAUCCCCAUGGUGGCAGAUCAUCACACAAUAUCACCUGAUUAUGUUGAAACAACUAACCCCAGUGAAAGCGUAGAGGUAGGAAAGUUGCUUGGUAUUGAUGCAACAGAUCUCGCUCGGAAUUCGCAAAGAUUUUCGACUCGAUUUAGAGACGGUACAUGCCAUUGGAUUCACCAUCACCAAUGGUUUUAUAAUUGGGUUGAGAAAGAAGAAUCUGGGCCACAUUUGCUCUGGAUUUCCGGCGCUCCGGCGACAGGAAAGUCGGUUUUAGCCACUUAUAUCUCUUCUGUCGUUCGCAGAAGGUGGAACGACCCCUCCUGCCAUUAUCACUCUUUCGAAUUCUCCGACAGAUCAAAGCGCUCCGCAUCUUAUCUUUUUCGGUCACUUGUGUUCCAGAUGGCCCGAUGGUCUCCUCCGCUUCGCAUUAAACUGUCGCAAAUAGCGGAGCAUUUUGGCACAAAUUUGGAAGGCAUCAGUGCUGCUGUCUUGUGUGAAAGGUUAUUUGGAAACGCGAUGACAGAUCCACUCGAACUUCACUCUAAUCAAUUUUGGAUCAUAGAUGGAUUGGAUGAAAGUGAACCUGGAGCCGUUCAAACCAUAUUCCAAUGUUUCAAAGCGCUCAACCAAAGCUUACGGUUUAAGAUCCUUUUGCUUUCUCGGCCAACGACAGACAUCACUAUGAGAAUAAAGCAGCUGCCUUUCAAGUCUACAACACAUAUGUUAUCAACAAUCGACACUUACGAUGAUAUAAAAGCUUAUGUUGAAGAGGUCGUCGCAGUCAUGAUUCCAAAGGGCGUCGCGACUAGACAACGGCUCGUGGAUAAAGUUCUGACCAAAGCAUCUGGAAAUUUCUUGUGGGUCGCGUUGGCAACUAAGGACCUGGGAGAAAAUUGGCACUUGCGAAGUAACAUUGAUACUAUUUUGAGCAGCUUUCCUACCGAGAUGACACCUCUGUAUGCGCGUAUGAUUCAAAAGAUCGAGAAACAAGCGGCUCCGACGCGACAUAUGGCUUCUACACUCCUUCGAUGGGCUACCUACUCGUUCAGGCCUCUCCACGUUUCGGAAUUGACGAUAGCUCUUGAUUCGGAGUUCCCAGAUCUAACUAGUCUAGAGGAUACCAUAAGUCAUAUCUGUGGCGACUUUGUUCACGUUCAAAAUGCCAGAAUCAACCUAGUUCAUGAAACGGCGAGGCACUUUCUGGUAAACAAAAACGCCAGCCAACUUGUCUCGUUGAGAUCAGCUGAUUGCCACGAAUAUCUCGCAAUUCUUUGUCUCAGGUAUCUUUCAUCCACCAAAGACCGUCAGUGGAGGCAAAUACUUAGUACGGCUGAAAUUCGCCGGGGAAGCAUUUCCUUCCCAAACGCGGUUGCCAACCUACUUCCCAGUACUUAUGGAUUUUUGGUUUAUGCGUCUUCAUAUUGGGCCUAUCAUCUGAGUCUUGCUAAACCAGAUUCUGAGGCUCUUCGAAACGUAGUUUGUGAAUUUUUUGAUAACGAUGUGCUUACUUGGAUCAAUUCUUUAGCAUUAAUGGGAGACUUGAAAUCUAUCAUCAAAGCGGCGCAGUAUCUGAAGACAUUCAUAAAAGCCAGGGAAAAGUCACUUCACAAGGCAGAUCCCCGCACCUUCCAGAGUGAUGAUGUCGAGUUUCUGAAACUGUGGACAGUCGAUUUGAUUAAGCUCAUAGGAAAAUUUGGGUCUAAUCUCCUGCCCCACCCAUCGUCUAUCUACAAGCUAAUUCCUCCAUUUUGUCCUGCCAACUCUGCCAUAAGAAAACUUCUUAGGACUGGUCACAAUGGAAUUUCAGUUUCCGGAUUGACUUCUGCAGACUGGGAUGACUGUCACGCACGUCUCUCUGUUGGGGCGGACGAAUCAGCAUCAAAGCUUAUUGCCACUAACAACGUCUUUGCGGCAUUAGUACCGCAGGCUCAGUGCUUGGUGGUGUGGAGCUCGGAGACGUGUGAGGAGCUAAGAAGGCUCAACCAUGGUGAGUAUGUCACUGAAAUGGCAGUCAGCUCGAGUGGACAACUUGUCUGCACGUCGGGAUUAAAUAUGAUCAGGAUAUGGGAGCUGUCAACCGGGAGAAAUGUUGGGUCCCUUACUAAACAUAGCGAUGACCGAGUUCUCACGAUCGCUUUCGGGUCCUCUGAAGACGAAGUCCUCGUAGGGUAUCAAGACCACUUGAUAGUCUGUCAAAAUUGGCGGACUCAAGUCAUUACAACGGCUUUUCGUGUUGUGCUGAUGGGGGAUGAAAGUGGAAAUCAAGGCUUAAGAUGUGUGAGCUUCAACGCUAGCGGAACACAAGUUGCCGUUUCAUCUAGAGCAAAAGCGGUCGAGGUGUGGGAUAUGCCUUCCAGAAGUCGCAUACAUAGAUGCAUUAGGAGGGAUGAAAUGACGCAUACGGAGAAAGAUAUAUUUAUACAAGCAGAAGUCAUCAAAUGGCAUCCGGAUUCUGGAAAUCUGUACAUCCUUUAUCACGAUACAAUACUGGUAAACUGGAAUCCUGUAUACGAUGAGCAAAGCGAACACCUCAUUGGCGCCAAAGUGAUGACUCUAAGUCGAUGUGGAAACUAUCUUCUUACUAGUGAUCACCGCGGCGCAGUAAGAAUAUAUACAACUCCAGAUCACUCCCGAAGUGGUGCACCAGAGUUCAGUGUUCUAUAUCACCUUGAGAACCAAGAUUUUGUCUCUGAUCUUGCUUUUAGCUUCGAUAGUCAACGAUUUUACGAUCUCAGGGGAUCGGUGUGUGGUGUUUGGGAGCCUGAAGUUCUAGUUCCAGCCGAAAGACCUGACGCCGAAGAAGACAGCACCUCAGUAAGUGGCAGUACAUGGGAUGGCGAGACAAUAAAACUCUCGACAACCUCGACCAGUGGCCCUAGUAUAACAGCGUUAUCUUGUGCGCCAAGAGACCUUGGUUUCUGUUGCGGUCGAGAUGACGGCUCAGUCGCAAUUCAUGAUAUGACCACUGGCAAAAGACUUCGCACUCUUCCGGGUCAUACGGCUGAAAUGGCUAUAAUUAGCUUGACAUGGUCUUCAUCUGGCAAUUAUAUCGCUUCUGGAGACGAAUCUGGCCGAGUCUUGGUGAGGAAGCUCGCACUGCCUAGUGCUCCAGGCGGUAAAUUAACAGUCUUCAAAGCAUCGGAAUUUAGGGUCAAGACCGAUGGAAUAAAUCAACUUCUCUUCAGUUCCAAUGAUAAGUAUCUCUUGGUAUCUACUUUCUCUGCCGAAACAGUAUGGGAUGUGUCGGCGAAGAAAAUAUGCCACACACGAAAACAUAGCUCACCUCGACAUCUAAAAUGGAUUGAAAAUCCAAAGAACGCUGCACAACUUCUGUCUGUGCAAGCAGGCAAAUUACAUGUAUUCGAUUGGGUUGAAUUUGCAGACCUCACCCCCGACACAGGUUUAAAACUUGUCGAUUCUACACAAGCAAUGUCUACCAAGAAGCACGGACUUGAACAGGAUCUAGAUGAUCUUGCAUUACACAAUCCAUACAACCAGGAGUUAAAUGUUGUGAACCACGUCACUGCGACGAAAGACACUAGAGCCGUGAUCAUCGAAACGAUUCCCAGCUCUGGCCACGAGAGAGAUCGUAGAAAAAAGCGGCGACUUGAAUUAUUCCACACUAAAGACCUAAAGUUAGCGAUGGGUAGCGCUUUGAGCAACCCUGAAAUUCUACUCGAUAAUACCAUUCAAGGCCUAGCAAAUGAGGUGUCAAAGCUCGUUGGUAGUUACCAGAGCCAAGUUGUGUUUUUUGAUCACCAGCAAUGGCUUUGUACGUGGCAAAUUGGCACUAGCGUCUCGGGACAUCAAAAGCACUUCUUUUUGCCAAAGGAGUGGGCGACUAGCGAGGCGUUGUCACUUGUUGUGCUCAGUGAGCUAGGAACUCUUCUCUGUCCCAGGAACGGGGAAGUUGCUAUUAUUACGAAUGGACUGAAGUUUUAA
Molecule: messenger RNA, 4920 nt
Organism: Glarea lozoyensis ATCC 20868
Lineage: Eukaryota; Fungi; Ascomycota; Leotiomycetes; Helotiales; Helotiaceae
Product: WD40 repeat-like protein
Exons: 6
Coding region: 1-4920 (1639 amino acids)
Molecular function (GO): protein binding
Source: RefSeq, a predicted model, not a curated record